Messenger RNA from Phaeodactylum tricornutum CCAP 1055/1, 1786 nucleotides. RefSeq lists its product with no specific name. NCBI's taxonomy places the organism in Eukaryota, Bacillariophyta, Bacillariophyceae, Surirellales, Neidiaceae. Gene Ontology annotation, cellular component: Golgi membrane; endoplasmic reticulum membrane. Gene Ontology annotation, biological process: transmembrane transport. The coding region runs from base 54 to 1271 and encodes 405 amino acids. The record is from RefSeq and is a predicted model, not a curated record. Gene Ontology annotation, molecular function: transmembrane transporter activity. The transcript has 2 exons.
CCAUUCCUUUCGUUGAAAGUCCCCUCCGACGCGAGUGAUUGUUCCGUACCACCAUGGUUGUCAGCCGAGACCGCACCAAGCCAAUUGCUCCCGUUGGCAAUGGCAACGCAAGCCCGACGAGCGGUGCGACGACGACGACAACCGCAACGAGAAUUCUUGUACCGGAUGUGGACGAAGAACAAUCCUUGCUCUCCUUAUCCACACCCGACGCCUCCGUCGAAAGCGAGCAUAUUCGUCACACCAAAGGCCAGCACGAAUCGUCGACUCUUUUUUCCAUCCCCGUCCUAAUGUACAUGUGUCUGUUCUUCUUCGCCAUGAUUGCGCACGAAUUGGCUUUGGAAGCGGCGACCCACGAAUUCGGCCACGUCGACGCCUUGGCGUCCGCCGUUACGUGUUUCCAGUUCGGGUCCUGUCUCGUCUUUCCUCUCCUCGCGGCGGGUCGAUCGGGAUGCCGGCGUUUCCCUCGCACUUUCCGGCAAAUAUUGCCCUAUGUGCGCUUGUCUGUCUUGGUGUUUGGCGCUUCCGGAUUGGCAACCCACGCGGUGCGCUACGUCACUUACCCCACCAAGGUCGUCUUCAAGAGUGCCAAACUUAUACCCACCAUGAUCGUAGCCACUCUUUGGCAAGGCCAACGCUACACCGGAAUGGAGUACGUCGCGGCAUUGUGGGUGUGCGCCGGAGCUGCCGGGUUUUCGUACAAUAGUGGCAACAACCCACACGGCACCGAGACUAACGACACGAUCCAGUCCACACCAGGUUUGUUGCUGCUCUCAGUUAGUAUAUUAUGCGACGCAAUUGUCCCCAAUUUUCAAAAAGUCUUGCUGAAUGGAGGUUUGUCGGCUAAUCAGCUCAUGAUCAACGUCAACGCGGUGGGUUUGGCCGCACUCGGCACCUACAUGGCUCUGACAGGCGAACUGCGUUCGGUCGCCGAGACCGCCACGGAACAUCCUUGGUUGUUGCUCUACCUGACGUGCGUCGGUUUGGGCUUGGCGACGGCCGUGUGGGCCUACACCAAACUCAUUCAAGCAACGUCCUCGGUGGUGGCCGUUGGAGUGUCUACCCUGCGCAAAGUCGCCACUAUCCUACUGUCCUACAUUUUCUUUCCCAAACGACUCUUGAUGAUUCACCUCCCCAGUUUUGUGCAUCCUUUUUCGGCUUACAGUACCUUUACGUUUUUAUUCUGGUUCCAUGGAGUCGUCCGGGUCAUUGUCUUCCUCGUCUUCCUCCACAUCCAAAAGCUCGAGGAUGCUUCCCCCAUGUUGUGUCGCUGAGGUAACCGCGACAACUCCCCGUGAACCACUGACUACGAGUCGUGGGGGCAGCCCCGUACUCGUCUGAUCCGUCGGCGCCGUAUCGUCGUGCGGGCCCUUCAAGACCCGGGUCUUAGCCAACAACACCCCCGCUUCUGAAAACAAAGACUCGUCCUCGCUGCCCACCGUCGGUUGCGGUUGUACAACAAGCCGACCAGCUCCCUUCGCCGAAACCAAUGGUCUUCCGUCCAAACGAGCGCACUGAAAGGGAGCCUCGUCGUAGAGAACCAGCCAGAGGUCCAGUUGACCAUGCGGUCGUUCCACCAGCAGUCCCAAGGCUUGCCGACUUUCGUGACGCGGUUCCUCAUCCGUGUUACUGGAAGAAAGAGACGAAUUCCCGUCGUCGCCGUAAAACGCAACUUGCUGCACUACAGAACCCUGGGGAAGAACCAGCGCACACCGCCAGUAUGGUUUGCCUGUAUCCAUUGGCCCAGACCCAUCCUCGUCUUGCUCGUCAUCCACAAAGUCGUCCAAUG